ACCGCCACCAACCCAGAGCUUCCUUUGCUUCGAGGUGACGAGCAAGCUGCCUGCCUGUUGCUAGAACCUUCAUUCAUCAACAAACGCACUUUGGGAUUGACGUGUCUUUUUAUCUUGACUCAAUCCCCUCUAAAUUUACCAAAGCUCCUCAUAAAUCUGCGACUUCUGAAAACUUGAUCAACACACAUCUCUACUACCCCGCCUUCAAUCGUCAACAUGGCAGACCACGAAGCCCAGAUCGUGGAGUUUGCAGGCCUGAGCGGCGCAAGCCCUGAAGAGGCCAGACAGUAUCUUGAAGCCCACAACUGGGAUCUCGCCGAGGCCAGCAAUGCUUGGUUCCGUGAUGCCGAAGAUGAUAACCGCGACACAUCCACAGCUCCCGCUGCCGCUCCUGACAACUACACGGGUCCUCGAACCCUCGACGGCCGACCAGCUCCAGAGGCUGCCCGCAGCAGCCAACCGACUCGCAAACCUGCCGCAUCACAACAGAAGAAGAGGGGGGUUGCUACUCUAGGAUCUCUCGGUAGCUCAUCCCACCAACACGAUCAUGGUGAUGACGAUGAUGACGAUUUCGACGGCGAAGACGAUGAUGGACGAGGAAACCUAUUUGCCGGUGGUGAGAAGUCUGGAUUGGCUGUUCAAGAUCCGCACCAGGAGGGCGGUCCCAAGAAGAUCAUCAGUGACAUUCUCGCCAAGGCACGAGCCAACGCUCAACGCCCCGAAGCCGAGAAUGAGGCUGGCCCUUCUGAGCCCAGUCGCUUCCGGGGAACUGGACAGACACUCGGCGGAGAUGGUGUCGAGAGCCGCAGCAUUCCUGAUCCUCUCGGCCCAGCUCGCUCUUCAAACGCCGAACCUCAAGAACGAGUUCUUCACAUCUGGCAAGAUGGUUUCAGCAUCGAUGACGGUGACCUUCGCCGAUUUGACGACCCCGCAAACCAAGCUGACCUCGCCCUGAUCCGAGCUGGUCGCGCACCUCUUCACCUCAUGAAUGUGCAGCAUGACCAACCCAUCGAUGUCAAGCUUCACCAGCACGACACACCAUACCAGCCACAACCCAAGAAGUACAGACCUUUCGGUGGCUCUGGUCAGCGACUUGGAGCUGUUGUCCCUGGUGUUGAGGGCUCAAGCUCUUCCCCUGCCCCUGCCGCUUCUUCCGCCGCUCCGUCGUCAUCCAAUGCUCCAACUGUCGAUGAUGCUCAGCCCACAAUCAUGAUCCGAAUCCAGAUGCCCGAUGGUACACGUCUACCUGCUCGUUUCAACACCACCCACACUAUCGACGAUGUCUACGGUUUCGUACAGGGAGCAUCACCAGACACACGAUCCAGAUCAUGGGUUCUUUCCACAACAUUCCCCAACAAGGACCAUACCGAUCGCAGCAUGGUUCUUGGUGAGAUGCCCGAAUUCAAGAAGGGUGGUACUGCCGUUGUCAAGUGGACUUAGAUAUGGAAAAAUCGGCGUUGAGGUUGAUUUACGGACUGGCCAACAAAUUCAGAUGCUAGCAUUGACUUAUAGAGGUCAUGGAUAGAAUCACGGAUAGCUAAAAUGCGAAAUGACUUGUAAAUGAGUCUUGUAUGCAUGUCUGUAACUGAUACUCAAAAAUAUCACCUAGAGUGGUAUCUCAACACCUAACGCCAAAUAACAAGCCAUACGCCGUGAUAACUCCGAUCUAUGUGGUCUUAUCAGUUUAGGCGGCAGCAGUGGUGGUGUUGGGAGCUGGAGUUGCGGGACCAUCCAGAAAUCUGAAGUGCUCAAUGGCGAUCUGACAAUUGAGCAUGGCAGCGUUGAACCGAGCUUCUCCGGGUGGAAGAACAACCAUGAGAUACGUGUUUGUCGUGAACUUGAGAAUGAACAGACUAAAUCGAUUGCCGGCCUUGUGCUCCAUUCGAAUGAACUGCUCGGCGUUGCGCGGCGUACCGGUGAAGCGCGAAAUACUCUGCUUGAAAUGCUUCAUGAUGUUUGACAUGCGCUCUAGUCGAUCCUCAGUCGGGUUUCGUUGUCCUUCAGACGAAGUCCAGGAUGAUACGGCAAGGAACGAUGUGCGCUCGAACAGCAGCAAUUCUUCAGCUUCGAUGGCGAGACCCAGGUUUGCGAGAUUUCGCUCAAUCACCGAGAGGUUAGGCACAAGGUCAUGAAUAAUCGACGCCCACGCUUUAUACAAGCUCUGAUCCCAAAUCGACGUCGCAAACGGCGUGAGCUCAAUCGACGACGCAGCAAUACCGACUGAAUUCGCAUACUCGAAGGUCUUCUGUCGCACAACCCGAAUGCGCUCAUCGUAAACUGACUCACGUGCCGUAGGGACAACGAGAUCCAUCUUGUGAAUGAGGAUGUAGAUCUUUGCGGCGGGGGAGUAUUGCAGGAGCGCGGAGAGGAUGGAGACGUAGGUUGCCAAGUCGCGGUCGACGUCGCGGGAUUCAAUGUCGAAGACGUAGAUUAGCACGCCGACGUUGGAAAAGAC
Molecule: messenger RNA, 2455 nt
Organism: Fusarium odoratissimum NRRL 54006
Lineage: Eukaryota; Fungi; Ascomycota; Sordariomycetes; Hypocreales; Nectriaceae
Exons: 3
Coding region: 217-1440 (407 amino acids)
Biological process (GO): nuclear membrane reassembly; Golgi organization; proteasome-mediated ubiquitin-dependent protein catabolic process
Cellular component (GO): cytosol; nucleus
Molecular function (GO): ubiquitin binding
Source: RefSeq, a predicted model, not a curated record